AUGAGAACGAUCGCAGCCUCCGUCCCUCUCUCGGGCGACGCGCAAGUGUCGUACGAGGCGCUCACCUCUCGCCUCAAGAAGCUAUCGUCGCUCAAUGAUAUCGAGGGCAUCAUCACGUGGGAUGAGCUGGUCAUGAUGCCCGAGGGCGCCAGUGAGGCAAGGGGCGCGCAGAAAGCGGCACUCGCCGAGCUCGUGCAUCUCCAGGCCACCUCCGCGGCGAUGGGCGAGGCCAUAUCCGCCGCGGAGUCCGCGGGUGCCGCGGAGGGAUGCCCGUGGCGCCGCGCCGUGAUCCGCGAUGCGAGGAGGGACUACAACGAUGCCGUCAGGCUCCCCGCCGAGCUCAAGGCGAAGGAGGCGGAGCUCGGCGCCAAGGGAUACGCGGCGUGGGUCAAGGCGCGGAAGAACGACGAUUGGGCGUCCUUCGCGCCCGUGCUCGAGGAGCUCGUGGCGCUCAGAAAGGAGAUGGCCGCCGCGUGCGCCGACCCCGGGGUCAGCGCGUACGAUUACCUCCUGGACAAGUUCGAGCGGGGGAUGACCGAGGAGAGGCUGACGGAGAUUUUCGGCGAGCUUCGAACGAAGCUCGUGCCCGUCAUUGCCAAGAUCCUGGCGGCGAAGCCCCUCGCGCACCCCCCCGCGCUCGAGUCGGGUACGUUCGCGGAGGAUGCCCAGGAGGCGUUCUGCAAGCACGUUUCCGCCGCUAUGGGCUUCGACUUCGGCACCGGGAGGUUGGACAGGUCCGUGCACCCCUUCACGGGCGGCGCGGGUCCCCACGACGUGAGGAUCACCACCCGGUACGACGAGUCGGUGUUCAUGGACGCGGUCAUGGGAACCGUGCACGAGGUCGGGCACGCGUUGUACGAGCAGGGACUGAACAAGGAGCAGGACGGCCUCCCGGUGCAGCGCGCGCUGUCGAUGGGCAUCCACGAGUCGCAGUCGCUCUUCUGGGAGAGAUACAUCGGUCAGUCCCUGGAGUUCUGGAAAGCGAUGCUGCCCGAGUUUCACGCCAACUUCCCCGAGACGAAGGAUGUUUCCGCGGAUGACCUCUACCGUUUCAUAAACAAAGCGAAGGCGGGUUUCGUCCGCGUCGACGCCGACGAGCUGACGUACAGCAUGCACGUCGUGCUGAGGUUCGAGCUCGAGCGCGCGUUGUUCGGCGGUAAAGUCUCGGUGGCGGAACUUCCGGAUCUGUGGCGCGAAAAGAUGCGGGAGCUCCUCGGCGCGGUUCCCGAGACCGACACCCUCGGGGUGCUCCAGGACGUGCACUGGUCAGACGGGAGCUUCGGUUAUUUCCCCUCGUACACCCUCGGCGCCAUGUACGCGUGCCAGUUUCACGCCAAGGCGAGGGAGGAGAUUGACGGCUUCGACGAGCUCGUCGCGGCGGGCAAGUUCACGCCCAUCCGCGACUGGCUCAGGGAAAAGAUUCACAACGUGGGGUCGCUGUAUCCCUCUGCGGACGAGCUGUGCGAGGCGGUGACCGGCGCUCCUCUGGACCCGAGCAUCUACGUCGAGCACCUCAACAAGAAGUACUCGGCGCUGUACGGCGUCGCGGAGUGA
Messenger RNA from Micromonas commoda, 1554 nucleotides. RefSeq lists its product with no specific name. Gene Ontology annotation, molecular function: metallocarboxypeptidase activity. The coding region runs from base 1 to 1554 and encodes 517 amino acids. The record is from RefSeq and is a predicted model, not a curated record. Lineage: Eukaryota; Viridiplantae; Chlorophyta; Mamiellophyceae; Mamiellales; Mamiellaceae. The transcript has a single exon. Gene Ontology annotation, biological process: proteolysis.